This is a messenger RNA of Aspergillus glaucus CBS 516.65, 1506 nucleotides long. RefSeq names its product glutamyl-tRNA(Gln) amidotransferase subunit HER2. Lineage: Eukaryota; Fungi; Ascomycota; Eurotiomycetes; Eurotiales; Aspergillaceae. Gene Ontology annotation, molecular function: glutaminyl-tRNA synthase (glutamine-hydrolyzing) activity. The coding region runs from base 1 to 1506 and encodes 501 amino acids. Gene Ontology annotation, cellular component: mitochondrion; glutamyl-tRNA(Gln) amidotransferase complex. Gene Ontology annotation, biological process: mitochondrial translation; glutaminyl-tRNAGln biosynthesis via transamidation. The record is from RefSeq and is a predicted model, not a curated record. The transcript is spliced from 4 exons.
AUGUCCCUUCUGCGUGAAGCUGAGAAAUGCAUCGCUAACCAGAAGGCUCACGUUGCCCUCAAUGCCUUCAUUACCCCUCUGCGAAGCUCCGGGCCGUGGCUGGAACAGGUAAAAGAUGCGAACCGUCGCAGAAAGCAAGGCAAGCCCCGAUCGAGUUUGGACGGCCGCCUGAUCUCCAUUAAAGAUAAUAUCUGCACGCGCGAUCUCCCCACGACAUGCGCUUCCGGAAUCUUGAAUAAGUUCACCAGCCCGUUCAACGCCACGGUCGUCGAGCAAUUGGAGGAUGCUGGGGCCGUGGUCGCUGGGAAAACCAAUCUGGAUGAAUUCGGCAUGGGGUCGCACUCGGUACAUUCGCGGUUUGGGCCUGUCACGAAUUCCCGUCAGGACCACGACGGAGGAGCUCUGUCUGCCGGUGGCAGUUCCGGAGGAAGUGCUGUGGCUGUCGCUACCGAUCAAUGUUAUGCAGCAUUGGGUACAGACACUGGCGGUUCAAUACGGCUUCCAGCUGCAUACACGGGCACUGUCGGUUUCAAGCCAUCCUACGGAUUGAUCUCGCGAUGGGGUGUGGUUGCUUAUGCCAACUCGUUGGACACAGUUGGGAUAAUGGGGAGAGAUACCUCCAGGGUCCAUCAUGUAUUUGAUAUCAUGAACAAGCAUGACCCUCGGGAUCCGACUAAUAUAUCCCUAGCAUCCCGUAACCGGAUUCGUUCACUCCUAGAAUCAUCGAAUCUCGCAUCCCGCAUGACUUCCGGCCUUAGGAUCGGUGUCCCUCUCGAAUACAACAUCUCCGAACUCUCCCCAUCUGUUCGAAACGCAUGGUCCCGUACCUUGUCACUUCUACGGCAACAAGGGCAUACAAUCCAACCAGUCUCCCUACCAUCGACACAGCAGGCCCUGUCGGCUUACUAUGUGCUCGCACCCGCCGAAGCAUCAUCCAACCUAGCCAAGUACGACGGCGUGAGAUAUGGAACCCGCACCGAAGGCCCCGACAGUGACGGGAAACCGGAAAAUGCGCUAUACGCUAGCACCAGGGGCGAAGGUUUCGGAUCGGAAGUAAAGAGACGGAUCCUACUAGGCGCAUUCAGCUUAAGCGCAGACGCUAUAGACAACUACUUUAUCCAAGCACAGCGCGUCCGGCGUCUCGUGCAGCAAGACUUCAACGCCAUUUUCAGCACAGAACACCCGUUCAACUCUUAUCGCGACUUGCUUGCAGAGCCGGCAUCUAAACCAGCCGAUGUUGACGUCCUUGUUUGUCCUACCGCUCCCUCCUCACCUCCCCAGCUGUCCAAGCUUUUGGAUGGGGAUACUGUGAGUUCUCCGCUGAACGCGUAUACGAACGAUGUUUUUACUGUUCCUGCCAGCUUGGCUGGACUUCCUGCCAUCUCUGUUCCGGUCUCAGCUCAAGACUCGGCGGAGGGAGACCUGGCAGGUAUUCAAGUUGUCGGACAAUACGGCAAUGAUGAGCUUGUCUUGAAUGUGGGCGAGCUGAUCGAGAAGACGAAAUAA